Cuscuta campestris is the source of this 1815-nucleotide messenger RNA. The record is from the annotation of a GenBank genome assembly. Lineage: Eukaryota; Viridiplantae; Streptophyta; Magnoliopsida; Solanales; Convolvulaceae.
UUUUGAAGUUUUCUUCAAGGAAAGAUCGAAAACAACAACUUAAACGUUUUAAUGUAAAAUGUGAGGACUAUCUUAGUGAUCCAGUAUGACACCUAAAACCGGGACCAAACCACGGGUAUUAUAAAUUAAAUAUAAUUAAUUAAACACCUUUAUUUUAUUUCCUUUUUCCCUAUAAUUUUCUUUCCCCCCUAUAUAUGUAUGCAUGUUUUGGUUGUGGUAGUCUUUUAUUUUCUAAUAAAUCCCCAAAGCUCAAGAAUUCAUCAUCACCAUCAGUUAUUAUUAUCAGAUAAUUAAAUGGGAUUAAACCCAGAUUUCUUCUCAUUCCAUGGGAGCUCAAAGUCUGGGUUUUUCUUGAUCCUAUUGCUAUCACUCAUGUGUUUUUUACUUGGAAAUGCGGAUGGGUACGACCCUUUGGAUCCCAAUGGGAACAUAACCAUCAAAUGGGACAUCCUUCAAGAAACCAGUAACACCCAAUUCGUCAAAAUAACUUUGUUAAACUACCAAUUAUUCCGGCACAUAGACCGUCCGGGGUGGAAGCUGAGCUGGGGAUGGGCAGGUGAUGAGGUGAUCUGGGAAAUGUGGGGAGCUGAGGCCACAGAGCAGGGGAACUGCUCCGCGUAUAAGUCCGGGCAGCUGCCCCAUUGUUGUGAGAAGGUACCGGUUAUUGUCGACCUUCUGCCCGGAGCCCCUUACACCAAGCAGGUCCUGAAUUGUUGCAAGGGAGGUGUCCUUUCUUCAUUGACUCAAGACCCCGAAAAGUACGGGGCCACCUUUCAGAUGAGCGUGGGGCGCGUCGGUAAUUCUAAGGGUUCAUUACCAAUGCCGGGAAACUUCUCUAUUGGGGUCCCUGGAUAUACGUGUGGGGACCCCUUUGAGGUGCCUCCCAGCAAGUUCGUUGAGGAUCAAGGGCGCCGUAGGACACAGGCUCUUGGAACGUGGAACGUCACGUGUUCUUACUCCCAGUUUAGAGCUCAAACAUCUCCAACUUGCUGUGUUUCUUUGUCUGCAUUCUACAACAAAACCAUAGUCCCCUGCCCAACCUGUACUUGUGGCUGCCAGGGGCUGCCCACAUCCUCAAAAUGCUUAAAAGUUGGGGAAAAGACACCGGUGUUUCAUGACUUGGACCAAGAAGUGGCACUAGACCCAGUGGUUUUGUGCACCGAUCACAUGUGCCCGAUAAGGGUUCACUGGCAUAUAAAACAAAGUUACACUCAGUACUGGAGAGUGAAGAUCACGGUCACGAAUUUCAACUUCGUGAAGAACUUUAGCCAGUGGAACUUGGUGGUCCUUCAUCCAAACCUGAGAAAUGUCACCCAGGUUUUCAGCUUCAACUACAUGCCUCUUAACCUGUACGGCGAUAUAAAUGACACUGGAGUGUUCUACGGGAUCCAGCAUUACAACGACGUGUUGCUUCAACAGGGCAAGAGCGGGAAUGUGCAGACAGAGUUGUUGCUGAACAAAGACAGAACGAUGUUUACAUUCAGGGAAGGAUGGGCUUUUCCAAGGAGGGUUUCGUUUAACGGCGAAGAUUGUGUGUUGCCACAACCUGAUGACUACCCAGGACUCCCAGAUUCUGGGAUACUACUAGGGGCACCCACAAAUCUUUGGGUGCUGGUUCUUGUGAUUUCUACUUGUUACUUGUACUACUGCAUAGGAAUCAUACCUUUCUUCUAGCUUUUUAAAUUUGUUCAGGUUCUUGAUUCAUUUCUAGUUAUGUUAAUUGUUACUGCGAUGUAGAUGAAAUGUGGGUGCUUGGUAGAGCUUCUUUGGGAGUCAGUAGUUUAUUUAAGCUCCAAAUAAGGGAUCACUUCUUAU